UUUAAUAAGACGUAGAAAAAACCAAAAAAAAAAAGAAACAGGGCACAGAAGAAGGUAAGCAAUGGAGUCAACUGAUGAUAGUAGUAGUUCAAGUCAAGCAAAAGCUUUCGAUGAUACGCAAAUCGGCGUGAAAGGCCUUGUGGAUUCGGGAAUCACAGAGAUUCCGGCCAUGUUCCGCGCAACCCAAGCUACUCUAGCAACCCUGAAAUCGCCACCACCUCCCAAGCAUCUCGCCAUACCCACCAUCGAUCUCAAAGGAGCAAGCGUGGUGGAGAAGAUCAGAGAAGCUGCUGAGAGAUGGGGUUUAUUCCAGGUUGUGAAUCACGGCAUCCCCGUGGAGGUUCUGGACAGGAUGAUCCAAGGGAUGCGCAGCUUUCACGAGCAAGAACCUGAAGCCAAGAAACCCUUCUACUCUAGGGAUCAUACUAGAGACGUGAUUUACUACAGCAAUUUUGAUCUACACAACUCAGACGCCGCGAGUUGGAGAGACACGCUUGGUUGUUAUACCGCACCCGAACCUCCCAAAUUACAAGAUUUGCCCGCCGUUUGUGGGGAGGUUAUCUUGGAGUACUCAAAGGAAAUAACGAAAUUAGGUGAAUUGCUAUUUGAGCUUCUAUCAGAGGCUUUGGGGUUGGACUCGCAUCACCUUAAGGACAUAGACUGCGCCAAGUCUCAAUAUAUGGCUGGCCAAUACUACCCACCUUGCCCUCAGCCUGACCUUACCAUAGGUAUAAACAAGCACACCGAUAUUUCCUUUAUCACCAUUCUUCUUCAGGACAAUAUCGGUGGGCUUCAAGUUCUCCAUGACCACCAAUACUGGAUUGAUGUUACUCCUGUCCCUGGGGCUCUUGUCGUUAACGUUGGAGAUUUUCUUCAGCUUAUAACCAAUGACAAGUUCAUAAGCGCCGAGCAUAGGGUGAUAGCGAAUGGAUCUUCAAAACCGCGGACUUCAGUUGUAUGUGUUUUCAGCACGUUCAUGAAAGCAUGUUCUCGAGUAUAUGGGCCAAUCAAAGAGCUUCUGUCUGAAGAAAACCCUGCCAAGUAUAGAGACUUCACCCUCACAGAGUUCUCAACCAUCUUCAGGUCAAAAACGAUCGACACUCCUGUGUUACACCAUUUCAUGAUCUGAGACGACAUUUGGGUAAUCUAUCAAACUCUCCAACUUUUUCUAUAAUUAUUUGUCGUGAUAAGGCGUAAUAAUAUUUGUAAUAGUCGAAUAAGUAGACAAUAAAACUGCUACUUCAUCUUUAAGAAUAAAAGCCCAUGAUGUGUAAUACAUUAAUAAUGUACAACAUAUGGUAUCCACCCAUGAUCGUUUAUAUCAUCAUCAAAAUUAACCAAGAGCA
Molecule: messenger RNA, 1346 nt
Organism: Camelina sativa (false flax)
Lineage: Eukaryota; Viridiplantae; Streptophyta; Magnoliopsida; Brassicales; Brassicaceae
Product: 1-aminocyclopropane-1-carboxylate oxidase homolog 4
Source: RefSeq, a predicted model, not a curated record